CGUGCCCAGUUCAACUGGGACCCCGAGACGGUGGGGAUGAUCCACGGCUCCUUCUUCUGGGGCUACAUCGUCACGCAGAUCCCCGGCGGCUUCAUCGCCCAGAAAUUCGCCGCCAACAGGGUGUUCGGCCUGGCCAUCGUGUCCACCUCGGUGCUCAACAUGCUGAUCCCGUCGGCCGCGCGCGCCCACGUCGGCUGCGUCAUCGCCGUGCGCGUCAUGCAGGGCCUGGUGGAGGGCGUGACCUACCCCGCCUGUCACGGCAUCUGGAGCAAGUGGGCGCCGCCCCUGGAGCGGAGCCGCCUGGCGACCACGGCCUUCUGCGGCUCGUACGCGGGGGCGGUGGUCGCCAUGCCGCUGGCCGGGGUCCUGGUGCAGUACACGGGCUGGAGCUCCGUGUUCUACGUCUACGGCAGUUUCGGGGUGCUCUGGUACUUCUUCUGGGUGCUGGUGUCCUACGAGAGCCCGGCCCAGCACCCCACGAUCUCCCCCGAGGAGCGGAAAUACAUCGAGGAGAGCAUCGGGGAGAGCGCGGGCAGCAACCCGCUGCUGCUGGCCACGCCCUGGCGGCAGCUGGUCAUACUGGGAGCCGUGGAUGAGCACUGGGAUUGG
Messenger RNA from Pyrgilauda ruficollis (rufous-necked snowfinch), 609 nucleotides. Its product is annotated as vesicular glutamate transporter 1-like. NCBI's taxonomy places the organism in Eukaryota, Metazoa, Chordata, Aves, Passeriformes, Passeridae. The record is from RefSeq and is a predicted model, not a curated record. Gene Ontology annotation, biological process: monoatomic anion transport; transmembrane transport; regulation of synapse structure or activity. The annotation marks the transcript as partial. The transcript has 6 exons. Gene Ontology annotation, cellular component: excitatory synapse; synaptic vesicle membrane. Gene Ontology annotation, molecular function: neurotransmitter transmembrane transporter activity; L-glutamate transmembrane transporter activity.